UUGAAUGCUGCUCUGCUACUUCUGUUCUGUUCUGGCUGAUGAUGAUGAUGAUGUUGAUAGGCUUGGGCUCCCCAAGUCUGCCCGCUGCCCGCUGCUUUUGCCGAAGGCUAGCAUCAUAACCCGGUUGGAUGUUUAAGCGGCGUGGCGCACAUUUCCACCGAGCAACAUAAACAAUAAACAUUGUGGCCAGGCUAAGGCUAAACGAAACCAAAUGCCAAAGCCGAAAGCCCCAACUUGAUGUUGAUGGUGAAACGGAUUCAAUUUCAGUCUUUGGUUGACAUUCGAACGCGCUGGUUAGAGGUUCGGGUUAUCAGUCCAGAUUGAGUUUGAGAGUGUUUUGGAGGCUUGAGUAGUGCAGUGUUCAUUUGCAACUUGCUUAUGGGACGACGAAGUUGAAGUUCUUCUUCCUCAAAAUUUUGUGUUUCAACUGAAAAGGCCCAAAGGGUGGUGUUUUUUUUCUGAUUUUAAAACGUUUAGGUUUUCGUUUUUUUUUUAAUUUCCUCGUGUCUGGAUCUUUUUUCGACGAGACGACGCGAACGAAGCGGUACGGGGGCUGCAUUCUCAAGUGCGAACAAAGUGUUGCGGUUUUUGCGGUUCUUUUAGUGUCGUUGAUGAAAUUUAAUUUUCAAUAUUCAAAAAUAAAAACGGAUAUCCGCGUUUUCGUUGAGAUUUGAAAAUUUAUUCGCGGCUAUUUUUAAAAAAAGAAGAAGAAGAAAAAACGUUUGUGUCCGAACCCGAGUGAGUGCGUUUUUGUUUUGUUCGGAACAUCAAUUGGUGGCGCAAGGGCGAGGAGCGGGAUGAUUAAGCCCAAUUUGUGUGUUUUUGUAUAAAUUUGAUUGUAAUGAGAUAAUAAGUGCCACUAAUAGCCGUUUGCGAAUCUAUCUUGAAUCUGGAUUAACUGGAGUUAGCGAGUUGGUUUUUUCUUAUACGCGGACGACUUGACGGACGUGAACGUGAUUGUGAGUAGGUUGAAAGCGGCUUCACAUCACGGACAUCUUUGUCCACCUCUUUGUGUGUCCAUUAAACUCCUCUUUGUUAUGUCUUGUGUGGUUAUAUACCUUUAGAGAGUGCGGAACGUUUUAGAUCAUUUAAAGUCGUUGGUUGGUUGGAUAGAUGGAUGUCGUAGCCGUCGACUUCUUCGACAUCGCCAUCACCAUCACCAUCUCUAUCGCCAUCGUCAUCGCCUUGGCCAUCACCAUUGCCAACGUCCAGCUCACAUAUAGGAACCCACAAUAAAUACAAACGAAAAUAAAAAAGUCCAGAUAAACUGUAGCAGCGAAAGAAACGGUCAAACGACGGAUCAUCGGUUGGAGGCUAAGAGCAGCAGCAGCAGGAACUGCAGAAUCAGCAUCAGCAGCUCAGUAUUUUCGACAACUGUGCUGUCGUCGUUGUCGUCGUUGUUGACGUUCGUCGUCAUCAUAUUCUGGCAAAGGAAACAACAAAUUUAACCCCAAUUAAGAUUCUUCUAUAACAAAGUAUAUAAAGUAAAAAGCGUUAAUCAACACUUGCUUAGGUGCCAUCAUUAUCACCAUCACCAUAGCAUAGCAUAGCCAUAUCAUCAUCUUCAUAUUCGAAUAAUUCUUCCAUAGAUAUAUUAGGGAACAGAUAGGUCCACAGUCAUCUUUAUCCUCAUCCAGUAUUAAAGAGGGUUAGAUACUAUAUUUUGGAUCAGCAACAUUUGCUCCUCCUUAGAAUAGAAGGAAGGACCACAGGAGAGAAGACGAAGAGAAAGAAGAAAAAAAAUAUUAUAAAAACUAAUAGGCAAACAUGUUAACACUCAGUGAACUGUUUGUGGAAGCAAUCCAGCUCGUCCAAGAUGGAAUGGAGUGACGACACGAUAUUAUGAGCUGAACAAACUCUGGUGGUUUAACAUCGUCGUCUUCGUAGACGUAGUGUUUCUGGAGGCAGCAAACCCAAACGCAAACGCAAAGUCAGCAAAAUCAUCCAGGAAAACCAUAUAUAACUUUAACUAUAGGAUACAUGUAGAAAAACAGUGUUGGCUCUGUGAUGAAAGAAAUUAUAAAAAUCAUUUUACAAGCAAAAUUGUGAAGAAAAUUAACGCAAGCAUAAAUAAAAAUACAACAACAAAACAAACAUAUAAAGGAAAACAAAAAGGAAAAGAAAAACAGCAGAAAGUUUGGUGAAAAAGAAAGAAAAACAGAUAUUAUAGAAGUGGAGGAAGAGACGAGGAACCUUUAACUGCUGCAACAUGGAUUGCCUUUGCAGACCAUCAAGGAUAAUGCCUGUUAGGAUAGUUCUUCUAGAUGAUACGGACUUUAUUUAUGAAUUGAAGGACGAUCUACCCGGACAAGCACUUUUAGAUGUUGUUUAUGCCAGACUUAAUUUAAUCGAAACAACUUAUUUCGGUAUUCGAUACAUCGAUGAAGAAAACCAAACGCAUUGGCUAGACCCGGCAUCUAGGAUAUCAAGGCAAUUGAAACCAAAGUCAGAUCCUUUUGAUUUGUAUUUUGGGGUGAAAUUCUAUGCAGCGGAUCCUUGUAAAUUAUUGGAAGAAAUAACAAGGUACCAGAUAUUCCUGCAAGUCAAACAGGAUGUCCUUCAGGGCAGGUUGCCAGUAUCAUUCGAGUUGGCCGCUGAGCUUGGAGCGUUUGUUGUUCAAUCUGAAUUGGGCGAUUAUGAUCCACGGCGACAUUCGAAAGGAUACGUCUCGGAGUUCCGGUUGCUGCCAAAUCAAACUGGCGAACUGGAAACACGUGUUAGCGAAUUACAUCAACAAUUAAAGGGCAUGUCACCGGCAACGGCUGAAAUCAACUACCUCGACAAAGUAAAAUGGCACGACAUGUAUGGCGUUGAUUUACAUCCGGUUCUGGGAGAAGACAGCGUUGAGUACUUUCUUGGACUUACACCGAGUGGCAUAGUCGUCCUUAGGAACAAGACAACAGUGGCUCAUUACUAUUGGCCUCGAAUAGCUAAAGUUUACUACAAAGGACGAUAUUUUAUGCUGAGAAUCUGCGAUAAAAAUAAUGAAUUAAGCACGUACGGCUUCGAGACACCAAGGAAGUCAGCAUGCAAACACCUUUGGCGGUGUUGCGUGGAGCAUCAUGCAUUCUUCCGCUUGGUGAGGGUUGCACCAAUUCAGUCAUCAUCGCAAUCAUCGGAACUGUUCACACUUGGAUCACGUUUCCGCUACAGUGGACGAACGGAAAAACAAGCAGCUAAAGAUGCACUGUCCAUUGGCAGAGCACCACCCCCAUUCACACGAAUGCCAUCGAAGCGCCAACCGAGACGUGUGAUGGAUGACUUUCUGAGUGGAAUCGGUGGUGGUGGGGUUGGAGUUGGCGUUGGAGUUGGUGUUGGUAGUGGCAACGGGAUUGGCGGUAAAAAUGGCGAAAGUUACGUUGGGAAAACUCAGGAAAUUAAAAGCAUUUCCAUACUGCAACCCGUGCAGACAUACGAAAGUCCAUAUCGAUCAACCUACAGCAUACCAACUAGCCUUGGCAUCCGUCCAUAUAGUAAUAAUAAUAAUAACAAUAAUCACAAUAACCCAACAAUAACACCUGACUCGCCACGAAGUACACGAAGUGCACCUUGGCCCAGGUCACAGCAGCGUAAUCUAUUUGGCAAUUCAUCAAGUCCGCGAUCGGUGCGUUCUGCAUCAACGACGCGUCAUAGUACGCACGUUCCUACACACAGCAGCAGCCACAGUCACAGCCAUAGCCAUAACCAUAGAUAUCGAUCUAGCUCUGUGGAGAGUCAUUCAUCCAAUGAUUCGCAUUCCACAAGAAGGCACAAGCACCGACACCGCCGCACUUCAGAUAAUGAGAGUGAAUUAUCACGUGGAUCUGGCAAAUCGGGACGAUCUCAUCACUCGCACCGCAAACACCGGCGAUCGCGGCACCGUCGCAAUUCUGGAUCGGAGAAUGACAGCAGUCGGGGACGCAGCUACUCGGGUCAUCGAUUGUCGGCGAGCGGUUCGGCUGGCGAACUAAUCGAUUCGACAAGUCAAUGGCGGGAAGUGCAACGGCGACAGGCCGAUGGCCUGGGUCAGAGUUCCGUCCAGCAGGCGUCUGUAUCGAAGAGCAGUAUGGUGGCUAGAAGUUUGCACAGUAAUGAUAGUCAUUCGGACACCCAUUCGCAUCAUAAGUCCCGUCGGCACAAAAAGAACAAAUCUCCAUCGGACUCUAGAAACCGUAUUUGGUCAAGUGAGCUAGCUAAGCAUCUGCAGUUUGACCUAGUCGACACGGCCGGCAUGACUGAGGACCAACUGCGCGAGAUCCCCUACACUGUGGUUGAGACGAACCAUUCGAAGCGAACAGGUUCAGGCAACUUGAAAAUCCACAAGAGCAACAGCAGCGGCAACAACACCACCGGCAGUGGUGGUGGCGGUGGGGGACAGAGCAAUCGGAACCGCGUCGACCGGAUAAGAGGUUUGUAUUUCCAAAGUUCGAAUCCGAACGAUAGUUCCGGAACUAAAAGUGGAUCGAUCCGUUCGGCUAGUACGAUCUCGUCUAGGGAAUGUGAUCGCAAUUCCGGAUUAGUUAGAAUGAUGUCGAGUAUGAGUAUGGGAGAUUUUAUAUCACCGACAGGUUCGAGUUUAAGCCCUCUAGAUAAUUCGGCGUUGAGAGUCUCCCACGAACACACUGAUUCGGGUCUGGGAGCAGAUCAGGAUUAUGCUUAUUCUUCGGAAAGAUCGAGUGAUAGUACCCGUUAUGGAACAAACAAAUCCUCAGGUGCCUCAUCGGGAAGUCAUGGUCGACCGCGGGAAGGUUCAACAGCCUUUCCCAACAUGAUGCAUCACCAAUCUGUGAGUAACAAUAGGAAAUCCUCAUUGUAUUCUUCUAAUCGCCAGCAACAGCAACAACCACAACAAACAUCACAACACAACCAGCAACAAAGCUAUAAAUACACAUCCCCGGCUCCUAUACAUAAUUCAUCCUCUACUAACAAUAACAGUUCAUUUUCAACUAACAAUAACAACAAUUCGAGUUCGAAUUUAAAUUCAAUUUCGAAUUCGAAAAAGGUGACAGCUCCUUCACAAUCUAUUACCAACAAACAACCAUCAUCGGCCAAUGCAACAUCUUCACUGACAGCGCAACAAGUUGCCAAUAACAAUCGCUUACUAAACUACACAACUUUUGAAAAUAAUCACUACAAGUUCAGCUUGAAUAAUCCAAGCGCCGGUGAAGGCAUCUCGGGCGGUAGUUAUUGCUUAGAUCCCUACAAUCGUCCCAUGUCCUCGGCUUCGGGUUAUUAUCCUGGUGGUGGUGUUAGAGUGUCGCGAGGCACGGCCAAGUCUGAUAUUGGUGUUCCAACUCGGCGGCCAUCGUCGAAGAAAUUAAUGGCCGGCAGUAAUCCGGGUGCCGGAUACCCUCAUAACGGUUUGCAUCGCGGUAAAUCUGAUCUCUUCCUUUCCUACGUACACAGCAGCGGUAGAAGUGAGUACGGUUCUUCGAGUGGCUUAGGCGGUUUGGGCAGUGGGCGAUUAAGUGAUGCUUGGCAUCAUGGAAGCCACAACAAACAACAACAAUCGACAUCGCAACAAGCUGCCGCUUAUCAUAUUUCAGGUGUUCAGACAUCUGAUUUCGCAACUCCCGUGAUGUAUGAUCAAUUUAGCCCAGCAAAUCGUCGCAGUAAUCGACAGACAAACAAUGAUGUUGUCUAUUAUCAGUUCGAUAAUAAGCUUAUGAGUCCAAAGGAUUCAGGGCCUUCGGUGGGGCCGCUUGUUUAUAUUGAGAAUAACUCGCAACAAAUGGCGGCGUAUCGACAAAAUGCAACUGCAAUGGAAAAUAAGACACAAAAUAGCCCCUGUAGUAAUGAGGGAUUGAUGGAAUUCACCCAAAAAAAUCAGAUGUCCUCCCAACAUCAGCAGCACAACCAUAAUAAUAGCAACACCAAUACCAAUACCAAUAUCAAUAUGAACACCAACACCAACAAUACCGCCCUCACUAGUGUUGGUGAUCAAAAUAUUAACACACAAAUUAAAUCCUCCAGCUUAGAGAUAAUACUAACUCCAAUUAUCCAAAGUAGCCGACGAGUGCAAUAGUUGGAGAGAUGAGUACAGAAUUAUAGAUAAACAUGAAUAAUUUCAUCAAGGAUAAUCUUGUGUGCAUUCAUCGGAUAAGAGAAGAAGAAGAAACCAGCGCCAGCGCCCGGAUGCUAAAACAACUAAAACAACAAAAUUCAAUUCAAUUUAAUCCUAAUGAAACAACAUUUUGGUGGUAAUCAAAUUUUUGUCAGUCAGUUCAGUUCAGCAAGUGCUGAAAUUUACUCAUGCAAUAGUUUUGAAUGGCGAAAACUACCAGUUGCAAUUAUAUAUUAUAUUUAUUUGUUAAUUUUUGAAAAUGAACUCUGGAUGGUUCCGUCCUUUUUUUUGUGUUUCUAAAUUCUGGUAUUUAGUUAUAUCUAAUUGAAAAUUCUCUAAUUAGCUUAGAGAAAUUAGCAGAGUGCAUGAUAUUGU
Molecule: messenger RNA, 6418 nt
Organism: Eupeodes corollae
Lineage: Eukaryota; Metazoa; Arthropoda; Insecta; Diptera; Syrphidae
Product: band 4.1-like protein 4
Exons: 19
Coding region: 2210-6004 (1264 amino acids)
Cellular component (GO): cytoskeleton
Source: RefSeq, a predicted model, not a curated record